This is a messenger RNA of Entamoeba dispar SAW760, 594 nucleotides long. RefSeq names its product 60S ribosomal protein L9, putative. Gene Ontology annotation, biological process: cytoplasmic translation. Gene Ontology annotation, cellular component: cytosolic large ribosomal subunit; ribosome. Bases 1 to 594 code for a protein of 197 amino acids. Gene Ontology annotation, molecular function: rRNA binding; structural constituent of ribosome. Lineage: Eukaryota; Evosea; Mastigamoebida; Endamoebidae. The record is from RefSeq and is a predicted model, not a curated record. The transcript has a single exon.
AUGCCAAGAUUAUUGAAGAAAACUGAACAUGUUGUUAUUCCAGAAGGAGUCACCAUUGAAAUCAAUAGAAAGAAUAUUAAAGUUACUGGACCAAGAGGAACUCUCACAAGAGAAUUCCAACAUCCAAAAGUAGAUAUUUAUGCUAGUAAACUUGUUGUAAAGAAGGAAGGACCAAAAGAAAAUGUAAUUGUUAUUGAUAUGUGGUAUGGAAAUAGAAGAGAUUCAGCUGUUGUUAGAACUAUUGCAUCACAUAUUAAAAAUAUGAUUACAGGAGUUACUAAAGGAUAUCAAUAUAAGAUGAGAGUUGUAUAUGCUCACUUCCCAGUUACCUUAGUUAUUGCUGAUGAUGGUAAAUCAAUUCAAGUCCAAAACUUCCUUGGAGAAAAGAGAACUAGACAUAUUGAGAUGUAUGAUGGAGUUGUUGUUAAGAAACUUGGUAAAGAUGAAAUUUGUCUUGAAGGAAAUGAUGUUGAAAAAGUUUCACAAUCAGCUGCUAAUAUCCAUGCUGCUAAUCUUGUCAGAAACAAAGAUAUUAGACAAUUCCUUGAUGGAGUUUACGUCUCUGAAAAAUGUCUUAUUGAAAAUGACGCUUAA